Molecule: messenger RNA, 3201 nt
Organism: Pomacea canaliculata
Lineage: Eukaryota; Metazoa; Mollusca; Gastropoda; Architaenioglossa; Ampullariidae
Exons: 4
Coding region: 1121-1789 (222 amino acids)
Source: RefSeq, a predicted model, not a curated record
UCAGCCAACAACUCAAUGCUGUCGUCGACAAGGGGUUAGAGGUCACGUUGACGAAAGUCGUCUCCAAGCUCCGUGAACUUUCUGUAGAGAGCGUUGACUGCUUUUGAUUACAAGAAGACGGUCACGUGACACGUUGACAUCACACCGAGAGAGAUCAACCAAAUAAUUUGUACGACAAUGUAUUUAAAUGUAUUUUGCAUCUUUACAAAGUCUCCCUCCCGCUGCUGUCUUCUGUUUACUACGUGGCAGUAUGUGAUGGGGGGUCACUAGGGGUCAAGUAGGUGCUGCCUGUAGGUCAGCCUUGUCUUUGCUGUGUACCUGUGUGACAGGGUCACAGUGCAUUGUUUGUUUGUUUAUGUGUUUGUGUGUGUGUGUGCUUACCAACAGUGACACAGUGAGGUCAGUGACUAAUGGCUUGUGGGUCAGACGGAAAUAAAUAUUAGGGGGUGGAGGCGGAAGGAGAGAGGAGAGUAGGGUACAAGGAGAUGACACGAAGCUACAGGCUGCGAGUAAAGUCCCAGCACUGCGCAUGUCACUGCGCAUGUCGCUGGCGAUUCUGUCAGCCCAUUGGAUGUUGGAUUAGCGAGGUGGCCACAGAGUGUGAUUCACCAUUCCACGUGAACGAUUGGAGGAACUAAGGUGGUCUUAUUGAUGAUACCCCCCGUGAAAGCACUCUCGUCUGCUGUAUCCCUCCCUCUCCCCACCCGCUCUCUUUCUCUCUCUCACUCUCCCCCACCCCCAGCCUCCCUCCAACAGUUGUCUUCCCUUCUGUGAGUGGCUCAUUGACUGCAGUGUGGACUUUGUCAGCUAAUACAUUGUCAUACAAGUCAUUCCGCUCUGUCGCCGCUGUGGAAUAAAUGAGUACAAGACAGAGAUAACAACACCCGGGGUACCUCGUCGAUCACCCCCCCCCCUCCAUCUGUCAGGCUGCCAGGGGGCGCUUGUACACCCGCAGUCCCCUCCAGUGCCAGUCGUGAAGGAUCAUUCCAGGCCCUGGAGACGCCUCAACCCUCCAGACGUGUUGUUGCUUGAAGGACCAGAUCCUCCACACCUACAGGACCACACCGGCGCCUGAGGACCACAGAGGAUCGAUCUCGCCAAGUGACGCCACGCACGACUGAUGGCAGUCCUCCCCCACGCAUGCGCGGUGUGUGACGGGGCCAUGGAUGAGCGCGAGAUGCUGAAUGGCGUCAUUCCUGUCCGCCAUGCCAGUCUGCCGGGCCACGUCAAGUUGCCAAGGCGAUACGAGAAGGCCGCCAUGGGAACCAGCGGCAUCCCAGCACGCAUGCGCAAGAUCAGCAUCCAGCCAGGUCACACUCCGCUGAGGGACUCGCUGUCCGACCGACUGACCGACCUCAUGACCGCCAUCUUGUGGAUCAAACAAGAACUGAUCAUGUUGCGGCAACACGACAUUCUGCUCAAACGCCAGUUCUUUGACAUCCAGGACUCCAUCAGCUCGCUUCGCAGGCCCAGACCCCACGACCCCAGCUACCCCGUGACUGCGGCCUUCGUCUCGCCACCCGGCCCCGCGCUCUGCAACGGAAGCUGUCAGCCCGACUGCAGUGCCGCCACGCGUCUGCAGCUUCCUGACCAGAUGGACUUCCCCCUGGAGACCUACGCUGUGCGCACGUCCUCCAGCGUCACCAUGCUCAACGACCACAGCGACGAUGAAGCCGAGGACAGCGAUGUCUUCUUGGAGAACUACUUCCGGCCGCGCACGGGCUCCAUGAAGACGUCACGUGACAUGGCGGCCCUGGCCAGACGGCGAGGCAGCAAAGAGCUCAUCUGAUGGCACUGUGACUGACUGACAGCAGGAGACAGCGAAAUGACACUGACAGCGAGCAGCAGGGACAGCGUCUGAUGGCACUGCCAUGUCAGUGUCAGAAGGUGAAGCUCUUUGAAAGUCGCUUCCGCUGUCAGACUGUCAGUGAGGCCGUUAUGCUGCAGCAGCCGGAAAUGUGAAAGGUCGUGUCACCGAUCAAAGACUUGUGUCUUCCCGAGUGUGUCUUGAGUGGACAGGUAAACACACAGGUAAACACACAGGUAGCCGUGACUGUUGGCUGCUCACGUGCAAUCAUUUCAAAGCGAGGAACAGGACAAUGUGCGGCUGGCUCUCUGAUCGCUCCACUGCAGCUCCGUGAAGCUGCUGCUGUUGUUGUUGCUGUUGUUGUUGUUUCCUAUGCAAACGUCUGCCCAUCGUCUACGUGAGUAAGGAAGGCGCUGGCAGCGCCACCUACAACUUAGGCUCCACCUACUUACCAAGUUCUACAACUGACGAAGAUGGCAGUCGCUAGCCUUGAGUGUUCCUCCAGCAUCAACAACACACAAGGUUGUAGCGGUUCUUGUUGACAUGUGGCCUUGACACCUGAGUGAGCCGCCACUACGUUGUGUCCUUGACCUUCUGGCCUUUUGGCCACCGACUGGUCUGUGACACUGACACUGACAGUGGCAUCGAUGGACCUCGACACAAGCGUCAUUACCACAUAAAUAAACAGUCAUCUUCUGAUAACGGCGAUGCUGACAUUUCUAUAGCAACGUCAUCGAGUCUGUGAUGACGUCAUGUCUGUGACCUUGGGGUCACCGGAGCGCGUGCACUCACAGUGGCAGGGGAGGGAAGUCAGUCUCCUCAUCUCAGGAAGUCGCUCGUGUCGGACAGCUACAAACCACGUGACACGUCACUUUCUUGCUGAAAUCCGCUCGUGCGACGGGAAGACAGACUACGGCAGUCGUCACGCGUGACUUGACAGACUUGGGUAGUCGUCACGUGUCAGUGCCGCUCGUGGGUCAUCAGACAGUAGAAGGCGGGUAGAGUAGUCCGCCCUUGUGUCGCCCAUGUAGAGAAGAAUGUGUGUGACGGGGAGGAGGAUCUGUGGGUCUGUGUCAGACUGUGUGUGUGCUUAUGUUAGAGUGAGAGAGUGUGAGAGAAAGUGUGUGAGUGUGUGGGUGUAUAUGUGAGUGAGUGUGUUUAUGUGAGAGACGAGAGAGAGUGUGUGUGAGUGUGUGUGUACCUGAUGAUGUGCGACUGUGGUCGCUGGUCGCGCGUGAGACGACGAUGUGGGUGAGAGGUGGGGGGGGGCGUCACUUUCCUCCAGACGGAGAAUAAAUCUCUGUAGAUAUUUUUUCGAUCGUCAUUUCGUGCGCAUUCCAGCGCUCGCGUGUGUGGAUGUGUCUCUGUGUGUGGGUGUGUGUGGGGGUGUGUGU